CCAGACUUGCCUACACUUCCCCAAGAACCACUACUUCUCCUACCUAUUUCUGUCUGAAACCAUGAUCACAGUUAUCCUCCUUGCAUCUUUGGCUGCGGUGGCCAUUGGCCAGCCCCAGUCGGGACUGGCCAACGGCUACGGCGCUCCAGCAAACGGUGGACGAAAUGGCCAAGCUCCCGGAAAUGGACUGAACAACGGCUACAGCGCCCCCGCCAACGGAGGCUCGAACGGUCUGUCAUCAGCGUACGGAGCUCCCAGUGCUGAAGAGGAGCUCGCCGAACUGGCCGCCAGUCUUCCCGGUGGAGGAGUUCCUGGAGAAGAUUUCCCAGUGCUCUCCGAGGUGCCCGACACCGGCUUCCAGUGUGGAGACCAGGCAUUCUCAGGAUACUACGCUGACGAUGCCGAGGAAGCCAGAUGCCAGGUCUUCCACAUCUGUCAGCUGCGAGAAAGUGGUAAGGUACAGCAAGACUCGUUCCUGUGCCCCAACGGAACCAUCUUCAACCAGCAAUAUUUGGUGUGCGACUGGUGGUUCAACUUUGACUGCAGUCAAGCCCAAGGAUUUUAUUCAGUCAACGAACAAAUUGGCAAAGUGGAGAGCAACGGAGCCCAAUCCCUCAACAACGGCUAUGCAGCUCCCACUAACGGGCAGAACGGAAACGGACUUGCUAAUGGCAACGGCCAGAAUGGAGGCUACGGAGCGUUGUAAUACACACUGGACGAAAAAUUGUAACAUUCGGAUACUCUCAUGUAUUUAUAUGAUUAAUAAAUUAACCUGAUGAAUUAAAA
Molecule: messenger RNA, 786 nt
Organism: Hyalella azteca
Lineage: Eukaryota; Metazoa; Arthropoda; Malacostraca; Amphipoda; Hyalellidae
Exons: 3
Coding region: 62-706 (214 amino acids)
Cellular component (GO): extracellular region
Molecular function (GO): chitin binding
Source: RefSeq, a predicted model, not a curated record